AUGGAAAUUGCUAACGAACUGCUUCUUCAAAUAUUUCUAGUUUAUUUCCAUCCUUCUUUACCUUCUUUUUCUUUUUCCUUCAUUUCUUUAUUUCUAUCUUUCUAUCAUUUUCUCUCUCUCUCUCCUUCCUUCGUUCCUUCAUUCUUUCCUUUAUUUCUUUCCUUGAAUGGAUCUUGCUUUCUCUCAUUUGUUUGUUUUUUUUUGUUCUUUCCUUCGUUUCUUUCUUGCUUUCUUUCUCUCAUUUCCAUCUUUUUUUCUUUCUUUCUAUUUUUCUUUCUUUCUUUAUUUUUUCCUCAUUUUCGUCUUUCUUUAUUCUUCCUUUCUUUCAUUCCUUCUUUCUUUCUUUCCUUCUCUCUUUCUGUCUUUCUUUUCUUCUUUCUUUCUAUUCUUCUUUCUUUCUUUCUUUCCGCCAUUUUCUUCUUUCUUUCUUUCUUUCCGCCAUUUUCUUCUUUCUUUCUUUCUUUCUUUCUCUCUUUUCUUCUUACUUUCUUUCUUUCUUUUAUUUUUCCCUCAUUACUUACAUUCAAUUUUGUCUUUCUUUUCCUGUCUAUCGAACUUUCUUUGUUUCCUUCUCUCUUUUUUCUUUUUCCUUCGUUAUUUCUUUCUUUUGCCCCUUCUUUUUUUCCUUCUGUCUUUCUUUUGCACAUUUCAUACAAUCCGAGGCAAAAGAUAGCUUCAAAGGCUGUAAAUAUUGUUGGCGCCAUACAAAUUCCUCUCUCAUUCAGAGCAACUCUAUCUAUCUAUCUAUCUAUCUAUCUAUCUAUCUCAGUUCGCUCAUGUAUAUAUAUUAAAGUUUAUUUAUCUAUCUAUCUCGUUUUCUAUCUAUUUUAUUUUUAUUUUUCCUUUCUUUCUUUACCUUUGGUUCUUUCUUCCCUCCGUCUAAAUCUUUCUUUCUUUCUUUCUUUCUUUCUUUCUUUCUUUCUUUCUUUACCUUUUGAUUCCUUUCUUUUUCUUCUCCCUAACGUAAAUGUUCCUUUUUCAUUUCUUUCAUUUUUUUCUUUUUUCUUUCUUUCUUUCUUUCUUUCUUUCUUUCUUUCUUUCUUUCUUUCUUUCUUUCUUUCUUUUUCUUUCUUUCUUUUUUCUUUUUUUCUUUCCUUUCUUUUUCUUUCUCCCUUUCUUUACGUUUUGUUCCUUUUCAUUUCUUUUUCAUUUUUUUUUUUUCUUUCUUUCUUUCUUCUACCAUCUUCUUUUUUUUAUAUAGAAUACAUUCGCAUCCUUCUUCUUUUUCUUAUACGAUUCUUUCUUUCGCUAUUUCCAUUAUGUUCGUCCUAUAUUUAUCAGUCUGUUCAUAUCUAUCUAUCGAUCGAUCUCUCCCAGUCUGUUCAUAUCUAUCUAUCUAUCUAUCUAUCUAUCUAUCUAUCUAUCUAUCUAUCUCGUUCGCUUCAUAUCUAUCUAUCUAUCUAUCUAUCUAUCUAUCUAUCUAUCUAUCUAUCUUAUUUACGAAAUACUAAAGAAUAUUUUAUAUCUAUAUUUUUCUAUCUAUCUAUCUAUCUAUCUAUCUAUCUAUCUAUCUAUCUAUCGAAACUAUCUAGACGUCACUCACUUAAGGGACGCUCACACUUCCAGCCAAUCAUCCGCUCACUCAUUUCAUCUCAAUUGAUACAAUCGCUUGCCUUCUCUCUCUAG
Acanthosepion pharaonis is the source of this 1626-nucleotide messenger RNA. The record is from the annotation of a GenBank genome assembly. NCBI's taxonomy places the organism in Eukaryota, Metazoa, Mollusca, Cephalopoda, Sepiida, Sepiidae.